Uranotaenia lowii is the source of this 2621-nucleotide messenger RNA. RefSeq names its product facilitated trehalose transporter Tret1-like. The record is from RefSeq and is a predicted model, not a curated record. The coding region runs from base 763 to 2448 and encodes 561 amino acids. The transcript is spliced from 5 exons. NCBI's taxonomy places the organism in Eukaryota, Metazoa, Arthropoda, Insecta, Diptera, Culicidae. Gene Ontology annotation, molecular function: transmembrane transporter activity. Gene Ontology annotation, cellular component: membrane. Gene Ontology annotation, biological process: transmembrane transport.
AGACGCGAUCGCGACAGAACCCUUUCCAGGGAUUUCAAUGCUUAACUAAUUCGGUGGAAACGUACGGCAAGCGCGGAAUAACAUCAGUCGGAGACGAAAAUCUGUUCUGCGUUUUGCGCCAUGCGCAUCAACAUAUCUACAUUAGGAGAAACACCGAGUGAACGAUUGAAGCGCGAAACCUUUUAAAGCAACUGUCGUGAAUGCUGUUGCAAAAUAGUGCUUUUUGGAGCGUUCAGCUGAAGACUUGUUUCGGGGGAAAUUUGCAAAGUGUCCAAACAGAUGCCAGAAUUGUGAGCCAGUUGAUUAUAAGUAGUUUGUUUAGUAGCGAUUUCCAGAGAUCAAUCGCUAAUCGUUUGUGUCGUUUCGGAAGAGCCAUUCAAAUCAAAUUUUAACCAUCCAUUGUGGGGAAGUUCACGGAUGAGUGUCGUGUCGUGUAUAUGUGAGAUUGUUAUUAUGUUCUGUGACACGUGCCGAAGGUGAAGGUUGAAUUUGAAUACUUGUCGAUAAACCCCGGAGGGAAGUGACAAACAGAUAGUACAGAAUAUUCAACAAUUCGAAACGGUGAAGGUGAUCCGGUUGGCAGUCUUCUUCGGAAACAUAUUUUAAAGAGCGAUUAGUCAAUACAUACUACUACGUCGUCGGUGGCCAUGAUACGCUAGAGAUUGUAGUCAAUCAGCAAAGGGACGGAGGAGAGAUCAUCCAAACACAUUCCCUGGCUAGAGCAUCGGCGAUCAGACGAGGAUCGAUCGUUUUCCCAUCGACAUGGGGAAAUCGGUUUAUACCAUCAAUGCCAACAGUCCCAGCAUUAACGGAAGUACGGAGAAGAAGGCCGGAUCGCUGAUCCAAGAUGACGGGGCCAGUCCGGAGGCGGGAACUUUCCGCACCGUACUUCCACAAAUUUUGGCCAGUACGGCCAAAAAUUUUCUACUGCUGGAUUUAGGAAUGGCUGUGGCCAUUCCGACCAUCGUGAUCCCAGCUCUGCGGGGGCUAAAAAACAGAGCCCCCGAUGAGUUCCUUCAUUUUACUCCGGUGCAGGCGUCCUGGUUUGGAAGUGUUGCGUACAUUUGUCAACCAAUAGGGAGUGUCCUUUCGGGAAUCGUGUUGGAGCCGUUGGGUCGCAAACGAUCCAUGAUUUUGGUGAACAUUCCACAUAUUGUCGCUUGGAUGACGCUGUAUUUUGCUGGAUCCCUGGAGGAAAUGUACAUUGCCGCGGUGCUUCUCGGGAUGGGAGUCGGAUUUAUGGAAGCGCCAAUCGUUACUUACGUAGGAGAAAUUUGUCAACCGUCGAUCCGUGGCAUCCUCACUUCAUGUGCCGGUGUCGCCGUAAUGCUGGGCUUUUUCGUAGUGUUCCUGCUGGGGACCUUCACCACCUGGCGCAUCACGGCUCUGGUCUGCAUGUCGAUUCCGUUGGCGACCAUGAUAGCGAUUUGCUUCGUACCGGAAACGCCGAUGUGGCUGUUGUCCAAGGGUCGCAAGGAAGACGCCCAGAAGUCGCUGCAGUGGCUCCGCGGAUGGGUUUCCCCGAAGGCCGUCGAGAAGGAGUUCCAGCAGAUGCAACGGUACAAUGAGAAUGCUGCCAAGUGCACACCCUGUCAGAAGGUUGGGGCGAUAAGCUGUGAUCAUCCACCGCCAACCGAGUGGAUGAAAUUUAAGGAACUUUUGAGGAAACGUAAUUUGAGGCCCUUUGUAUUGGUAAUGCUGAUGUUUAUUUUCGGGCAGCUAAGCGGACUGACGGGAAUGCGGCCGUAUUUGGUGCAGAUAUUUCAAGCUUAUGAGGUGCCGUUGGAUGCUAACUGGGCAACAGUUUCGACGGGACUUCUUGGGCUUUUGGCAAACAUCGUUUGUAUGAUGAGCAUCAAAUUUGUCGGUAAACGGAGGUUGGCGAUUUGCUCGCUAACCAUGACAUCGAUUUCGUGUUUGUCGUUGGCAGUGUAUGCUUACAACGUAUUCCCUGAGGGAAGGUCGUCGAAUGAUUUGCACACUGUGACUGUUUCUUCGAACGGAUUAAGCUACAUUCCGAUGUGUUUGUUCUUUUUGCUAGCUUUUGCCAGCAGUGUCGGAAUCCUUCCGGUGCCAUGGAUUCUGCUGAGUGAAGUGUUUCCGUUUAAAUAUCGCAGUCUAGCGUGUGGCAUAACGGCUGCUCUCAACUACACGAUGACUUUCGUAACGACGAAAACGUACUUCAAUCUGGAAUCGGCCUUCUCACUGCCCGGUGUGAUAUUGUUCUAUGGCAUCUGUGGCUGCAUCGGGGUUAUUUUCAUCUACUUUUUCCUACCGGAGACCGAGAAACGUACCCUGGAGGACAUCGAAAUCUACUUUUCGGACAACAAGCGGAAACUGACCGAUAUACACAUCACCCGGUACAAUCACAGCGCCGGCAUCUCGAGUCUGGGAGCCAAGGAAAAACAAGGCGUAGAAAACUCAGCCUACGCCGAGAACGAAAAGUGAUUCUCUCGUUUUAGAUACGUGUCUUAUUUAUUUUAACACUAGUGUUUAGUAGCUCGUUUUGCCAUACCGUUUCAAAUGCAAACACCACUGAUAAAAACCACUGAUAUUGAAUUGAAUUUGCAUCAUCUUAUACAUGUAGCAGCUGAAAGUAUAUGAAUUAAAAAAAAGAUCCU